CCCGCCGCGGGGACACCCUUCCUAUGGGACGACAAGUGAAGGGCUGCUGCUGCCGCCGCCCGCUGCCCGGCCCGCCCCGAGCCUCGGCGCCUCGGCGCGGCAGCGGCAGCUGCUAAAACCUGUGCCGCUCGUACAACUUCGCCGGCUUCGAGCAUCCUCCCACCGGGGGCUCGGGGGGCUCAGUCCCCCGCUCCUGCCUCUUCGCGUCCGCCUUUUUGGAAGAAGCGAGGGGUGGCCGAGGUGCUGUUCCUCCGUCGGCUUUUUAACCGCUACUGUUAUUAUUCUUCUCCAGACUUUGCCCUUCUGGGAGAGGGAGGUGGUUUCCUGAUCUGAAGUGCAAAGAAAAGUCAGUGGGAUUCCCCUCCUUCCUUCUCCCCCACCCACCCCCAAUCCCCCACCCCCGGUUUGGGUGCAUUCACACGCUCCCUCAGGCAUGAUGCUCAAGAUGCUGCCGUUUAAGCUGCUGCUAGUGGCCGUGGUUCUGUGCUUCUUCGAGGGGGAUGCCAAGUUUGGGGAGAGUGGCGCCCGGAGGAGAAGGUGCCUCAACGGGACCCCGCCGCGGCGGCUGAAGAAGCGGGACCGGCGGGUGCUGUCUCCGGAGGCCCCGGGCGGCGGGGAGGCGAUGUGCCGCGGCCUCUACCCACGCCUGUCCUGCUGCUCCCGCUCCGAGCCCCAGGGGCUGCCGCACGCCGAGGCGAAGAUACUUUCUGUUACGAACAACACGGAAUGUGCGAAGCUACUGGAGGAAAUCAAAUGUGCACACUGCUCACCUCACGCUCAGAACCUAUUCCACUCACCUGAGAAAGGGGACACAGCUGAAAGAGAACUAACUCUUCCCUACUUGUGCAAAGACUAUUGUAAAGAAUUCUAUUAUACUUGCAGAGGUCACAUACCAGGUUUUCUCCAAACUACAGCUGAUGAGUUUUGCUAUUACUAUGCAAGAAAAGAUGGUGGCGUGUGCUUUCCAGAUUUUCCAAGAAAACAAGUGCGAGGGCCAGCCUCUAACUCCCUGGACCACAUGGAAGAAUAUGACAAAGAGGAAGAGAUCAGCAGAAAACACAAGCACAACUGCUUCUGCAUUCAGGAGGUUGUGAGUGGACUAAGGCAGCCUGUUGGAGCAGUACAUUGUGGGGAUGGAUCCCAUCGCCUCUUCAUUCUAGAGAAAGAAGGAUAUGUGAAGAUUUUCACUCCCGAAGGAGACAUACUCAAGGAACCUUUUUUGGAUAUACACAAGAUUGUACAAAGUGGAAUAAAGGGAGGAGAUGAAAGAGGACUGUUAAGCCUUGCAUUCCAUCCCAAUUACAAGCAAAAUGGAAAGCUGUAUGUGUCUUAUACCACCAACCAAGAACGGUGGGCUAUUGGACCUCACGACCACAUCCUUAGGGUGGUAGAAUACACAGUAUCCAGGAAAAAUCCACACCAAGUUGAUAUGAGGACAGCAAGAGUGUUUUUAGAGGUAGCAGAACUACAUCGAAAACAUCUAGGAGGACAGCUUCUGUUUGGCCCAGAUGGUUUCCUGUACAUUUUUCUCGGAGAUGGCAUGAUCACUCUAGAUGACAUGGAGGAGAUGGAUGGUUUAAGUGAUUUUACAGGCUCUGUAUUGCGCCUCGACGUAAAUACCGACCUGUGCAAUGUCCCUUAUUCUAUACCACGGAGCAACCCACAUUUCAAUAGCACAAACCAACCUCCUGAGAUUUUUGCACAUGGACUCCACAAUCCAGGCCGGUGUGCUGUGGACCGCCAUCUAACUGAUGUAAACAUCAAUUUAACUAUACUUUGUUCAGAUUCAAAUGGAAAGAACAGAUCUUCAGCAAGAAUCUUACAAAUAAUAAAGGGCAAAGACUAUGAAAGUGAGCCCUCACUUUUAGAAUUCAAACCAUUCAGCAGUGGAUCCCUGGUCGGUGGAUUUGUCUAUCGAGGCUGUCAGUCUGAAAGACUCUAUGGAAGUUAUGUAUUUGGAGACCGCAAUGGAAAUCUUUUAACACUGCAACAGAGUCCUGCAACCAAACAGUGGCAAGAGAAACCGCUCUGUCUUGGCAACGCUGGCUCAUGUAGAGGUUUCUUUUCAGGACCUGUCUUGGGAUUUGGCGAAGAUGAAUUAGGUGAGAUUUACAUAUUAUCAAGCAGUAAAAGUAUGACACAGCCUCACAGCGGAAAACUCUACAAGAUUGUUGACCCAAAGAGGCCUUUAGUCCCUGAAGAAUGCAAAAGAACAGCUCAGCCUGCACAGAUACUGACAUCUGAAUGCUCAAGGCAUUGUCGGAAUGGGCACUGCACUCCCACAGGAAAAUGUUGCUGUAAUCAAGGCUGGGAAGGAGACUUCUGCAGAACCGCAAAAUGUGACCCGGCCUGUCGACAUGGAGGUGUCUGUGUAAGGCCUAAUAAAUGUUUGUGUAAAAAAGGCUAUCUCGGCCCCCAGUGUGAGCAAGUCGAUAGAAGCAUCCGAAGAGUGACAAGGGCAGGUAUUCUUGAUCAGAUCCUAGACAUGACAUCCUAUUUGCUGGAUCUAACCAGUUAUAUUGUAUAGUUCCUGGGACUCUUUAGAAACUAUACUUUCAACGGGCAUUUGUUUUGAAUUCUGUCAUUUUCAAAAGACUCUUAUCCUGCAACAAAUACCAGUGAUUUGAGUUACUUUAUUAAUUUAAGUAUAAUAUCCACAACUCUGCAGAAAAAAAUUCUUUGUAUGUGUGUAAAUAUUCCCCGUACAUCUCCAUGGACGUCCCGAUAUCCAAUAUGUGCACACGUACACACGCACACACGCUGCCACAAACAAGCACAGUUUUACAGAAAGUGGAAUUUUUUUUUUUUUUCAAUAUUUAUUUCUUCAUGAGAAAUAGUUUACAAAGGUAAUUCCACCGCCAUAAAACACAUUCUCGUCCCAGGACUUUUCACGAUGUCUUAAUGGAUUCUUUGAUAUCCCAGCAAUCUCGUGUCUAUACCUAUCUGAUCAUAGCAGUGAGGAAGCAGUUUUCAAACAUCACUGUAUAAACUGCUGGACUUAAUAAAAUGCAGUUGUAACAGUUUCUAAGGUGAACUGAACUACAUCAUGAGACAAUAUUUCAGAACUACUUAAUGCAUUCCUAUCUAGGCAAUUUAUUGUAAGACUGUAACCUUCACUUUCAUCAAUGUAACUCUAUUACAGAAUGUUACGCAUUUCUUUAUCUAGCAUAGGUGCAAAAAUCUGGUUAUUGCAACUUAAUAUCAAGAUUGUUUCAAGUAUUUAAUAAUUAAAUUAUAUUUGCAUAUUUCAAAACCAGUCAUCCUAGAAGAUCUGCUUUUUAUCAUAUAUUUUAUUUAACGGUGGGCAUGGGGUUCAUAUUACAUAUUUAUAUUUUUUUUUUUAUUUUUAUAAUAUCAUCUACAUGAGACAGUUUUACCAUGUCCUGUAAAAUACUAAAGUUACGUUUUUCACCAACUUAAUUGGAAAGACGGGGAAAGAGAGAGCAAAACACACACGCUUUAAGGUGUUGUGGAUCUAAUGUAGAAGUGUAUCCUUGUGUCAACUUGUGUUUAUUUACGACGGAUGAGAAAAAAAAACAACCACCAACCAAUCAUAAUAAAAUUUCAGCAUGUGUUAAAAAUGUCCAUAAAGUGGUUUUCACUGUAACAGGACAGUGUAAGAGGUUAUACAGGCAGGCUGCUGCCAGUGUCACACUGAACGGAACAUCCCUGGACUGGAGUUCCCACUUGCACGUGUUGCCUGUGCACAGUGUCACUUGUACAAAUCAUAUAGUGAUUCUUACCAAAUGUAGUUCUAAACGUAAAUGUUCCUUCAAGAGCUAACAUAAAACUGAGUCUUUGUAAAUGUAUGAACAGAUAUGGUGUACAUGCUAUAGUCAGGUUUCCUAAGGUAUUAAUAGUCUAAUUACGUGUAUAUGCGGAACUGGUGCCCUCUUAUCUCCAGCUCUAGGGCAUUAUUGGUGGUUUCUUUGCUCACUGCUUACCAGCUAUUAGGUUUCCUUUGCACUAUCUGGCUUUUAUAAAAUCCUGCCUAAGAAAAGAAAGCGGAAUAGCCACAUCCUAUGGUCCUUAUAAGCAGCUGCUCAUGCAUCAACAAUUGACAACACUUUAGUCAAUGAGAUCUAAAAGAUUUUAGCCUUAUUACUCUCCAGCAGCAACAUUACCUCUCCAGGGCAGCAACAUGCAACAAAUUCUCCUUUAUAGAAAUUUGUCAGUCUUCAUUUAGUAGGUAUUAAAGCUGAAAUUACAGAGUGACUCAUACUUGCAUUUCUGUGUCUUACACACUCCAGCUCAGAAGAACAGAAAAUUACAUCUGCCUUCCAUAUAUGUUUGCCUGGGUUUUGAGUGACCUCAUGCCCAAUGAAAAUUGGUUGAGAAAUCUUGGUUAAGUGCUCAGAGAACAAUGGUCUGCAUUAAAAAGUGCAUGCAUAAUUUUGCACAAUGUAGAUUCAACUGACAGUCCAUUGAAGACAUCUUGGGAUUAAAUGAGCAUGAAGACCAAACUGCCCUCUCACCCCAGAAAAGGGUGGUCCCUUAUAGUCACACGAACACUUCAUUGGCUAAGCAGUGUGACCAAUCUCAAAAUGAACCCUGUGGUAGCAUCUGUAGGUUAAUAGCUGCUCUUUGUCUCCUCUGCUUUCUGCCUUUAGUCUUUUCCCUGAAUUCCACCACAAAAAGUUUUACAAUUAAAAAAUGUCCUGACAACCAUUUUUGUAAAUUGACCUUAGCAUCUAAUCUUUCUUUAUUCAACGUGUGUGACAAAAAUGUGAACUUCUCCUGAAUGAGCCAGCUGUCUAAAUCUGUCACAUAGCACGGUUUUAUUACACUCUUCAUAAUCAGUAAAGCAAGAAAGUUGCUGAAGUAUUUUAGCAACGUUUAAAUAUCUGACAAAGAUAACAUCUUUAACACUUUCUUCAAUGAAAUAUAUUUAAAAAUAAACCCGACUUUAAUUCCACUGUGACACAUUAUUUUCAACAACCAGUUGGAGAGAUGUCAUAGUUCUUUUUUCCCUGCUUAGUUCCUUAAAAUAUACCACAGAUGGCACCUAAAUUGAAGAGUCACAAUAAUAUAUAUGCCAUAGUCGUGCAGAGAAGGGAUAACAAUGAUCUUCGAGUUUUGAUCUUAAUAAUAAGACAAUUUAGUCUUAUAAGACAACUAGUGAAAUCAGAAAAUAAAACUCCAGUAAGAGCUAAGAAUUAAAUCCAGGCCUUAUUCAAAUCAAUGGCAAAAACUUAUAUCAGCUGUGGUGCACCCAGAAAUCACGUUCAAAAUUUAAGCAAAAUACUUCAGUUUAUUUUAUUGAAACAAACAUUUUCUGUUUGAGUCAUUCCACCAAAACUUCAAAACUAAGAUGUAAUCUAAAUGAAGAUUAGAGGGAAAGGGGAGAUAGUUUGUGAAAGUGUUUUGAUUCAUUUUUAAAUCAUCUUUUAUAUCAUGGGAAAGCAAACAUCUGCAUUAAGCCCACAUGUACAUAGGAAGUCCCACAGCAAAAGAAGUAUUCUCACAAAAAAAAAAAAAAAAGAAAAAAAAAUUCCUAGCUGCUUAUUUAUCAAAAGAAAUUAUACUAUUAAAAAGAGUGAGCAAACCCCAGGCCUAGCCACCCAAGAUGCUGAUAUAAAAAGGGCAACUGCAGUAAUUGCCCUGAGAACUGGCAUACAAAAAAAAAAAAAAAAAAAAGGGUCUGUAGAAAGCCUGUUGCCAGUUAGGUCAUUCUGCAGCCAUUCUUGCACAACCUCUGAGAGUGUCCCAGAAUAAAACUGAGCUUAUAAAUGAAACUAGAUAAAUGAGGCAAUUAGAUAAGGGCCUCCAGAAGGGAUUUUAUGUAUGUGCUCAAGUUGUCUCUGUCUCUCUCUCCUAAUCUUUUAUUCCAUUCAUUUCUUCCUUUAUUCGGAGAUACUGCCUCUCUGUUCCCAACACAUUGUACAUUUCUAGCAUUCUUUGAGGCUUUCCACUGUUAAAAGAGAACAAACAUACCUAUUGCAAGAAACAUAACUCUGUCUCUGGUGUCUGCUAGUUUCAAACCUCUGUUUUAUUAUUUUGGAACAGAAAAUUUUCAUUUUUCUCUGAUCACUGAUCAGAAAGAAGACAUAUUAUCGGAAUAUAAGGAGAAAUACCUUUACUCCAUUGAUAAGUAGGGAGUCAAAAAGAUGUUAUGUAAAAUCAGCUCCAAAUUGUUUCACUCCAUUUCAGAAAAACAGUAAAUUCAUUUUUCUAAUGCGUCCAAUAAGAAAUAUUAACUCAAACUCUCCCCCUCUGGGAAUAAAUUCCUCCUGUUAACAGUCAGGGACACAGAUGCAAACCCUUUGUACCUUUAAAUCCUCACAGCUUAUUAUAUAUCUUGCAAAGAAAUUGUAUGUUAGUUAUAAAUAAGGGGACAAAUUCUGUAUCACCGACAUGACACCUCUCUUUAUCUCCUUCUUUCAUUCAUUUCUCCACAUUGGGCUUUGCAGCUCCUUCCUUUCUAGAACCACAGCAAACAUCAAUAAUCCCUGGUUGCUGCAGGUGAUGCUUAUUAUGUAAUUCUACUUGUAUCCAUGAAAUAGGCAUUUAUAAGAUUAUAAUAAUGGCCAGCCUUCGCGAGCGAAGAUGCGGGGAAGGUCUUUAUACCUUCCAGCCUGCGCAUUGGAUUUUUUAGGUGAGACACAGUGUGCGCGGAACUGAGCCCACCCUUUAAUCCUAAGGUUCAUCUGCCAGGGCCAAGCGAGCUUGGACGGUGGCAGCGAGCUCCUCAGGACGUAGAUGGAUUGCUUUAAAGGCUAACGAGCUCCAUCUGCCCGGGAGUGUCCCUGACCAGGAAUCGAACCCAGGUCUCGGUGGUGACAGCGCCGUGCCCUUAACCACUAGACCACCAGGGGCUCCAUUUAUAAGAUUAGGUCUACAUGGAAAAUACAAGUUUGAGGACAUCCUGUUCUGCUUAUUUUUCCUUAAUUAAGUAAAUUCUUUACAAGACAUUUAUGUUUUUUAAUUUACUAUCCUUAAAUUUAUCUGUGUAUCAGUUUAUUUAGGAAUUAUACCAUUUUGGUCUUCUAUCCAACUUAAAAUGUGAUCCUUUUCUCAGAACAAAAACCAAACCAAACCAAACAUAACAAAAAACCAAACCCAAACAAAACCACAAAACAAACCCAAAAACAAACAAAAAAAACCAACCAAAAGGAAGUCAGGAAGCAAAUAAAAACUAAUUUUUCCCCUUUUGCAAUAAUAAAAAUUCACUGAUAUUUUGCAAUUAAAAAAAAAAAACGUAACAUUCUCACCAAAAAGGCAACCAACCCUUUAAAUAUAUUCCAAUUCAAAUUUGAAGAAAAUUUGUACCAAAUAAUCUAAGUUCUUGCUAAAAAAAAACCCAACAAAUAUUUAUGUAAGUAGUUUCGGGACAAAAUGUUUUAAAAACAUUGAAAAAAGACUGUUUUGCUGAAAAGUUCAUUUUCAACUACAGCGUCAUUCAGUGAAAUAAGACACAUACUUUUUGGGACAUAGGUGUGAAACAGCAGAAGCCACCUGAAAGCUCAGUAUGGGAUUACUUUAAUCUUUGAGGGCCUGACUCCAAGUCCAUUGAUGUUAACUCCUGUUGACUUCAUUAGUUAUAGGAUUAAGUCUUUAAAAGAUAUCCACUUAGCUGGCAGAAGAUCUUAACUUCAGGCAUCACUGCACACAUGACCUCUCUGUGUCGGCAUCUCCAAUCAUUAAACCAAUGUUUUCCAGAAUAAGACUGCAGAUUCAACACUGCACAAAGCCAUAUGAAGCAUAUCCAAUCCUCUUGGGUUUCCUUAAUGGAUAUUCCAAACACUUACACAAAAUCUGCCAGGCUUCUUGAUAAUUCUUGAAAAAUGUUGAGCAAUUAGCUCACAGGUUUUCUCUUUCACACACAUAUACACUUGUUUCCAAUAUGCCCAGUAAGCAGGAAAGUAAUUGAAAUGUCAAGUCACUGUCCCCAUUUUAUGAAAUGGCCAUAGUGAGAUGGGGCCCAAAGUAGCCCCCACAGAUGCUCAUGAACAUCCACAGAACAGUUCCCUCGGCUGUUUUGAGUCCAGUAUUACAAGGGGUGAUUUUGGCAGUAUUAGGUGCAUUUUCAAACCCUUUUUUUCCUGUCUGUUUAGCGGGGAUAGUGUAACAUUUCAAUCAAGACUAUAUCCUAAUCCAAAAAUGUUGUUACCCUUACUAGUGAGACUAGCAAGACUGAAAGUGGUGAGAGCCCUCAGUACUGACAUGCCAGGCCUAAGCGAUAAUGGGGUGGGACAUGAGCAGACGCUACCUAGAUGUGUCCUACACAGGGACAUGUCUUGCUGCUUGCCUUUGUUCUCAUUUCUUUCAGUUACAACUCUGCACACAGGAUUUAUUGUGCUCUAAAAUGUUUUCAACGUCCAAAAAAAUCUUAGCACAGCGAUUAAUUCUGCGUGGAUUUACACUGGGUAGACUAACUAAUCAGACAGUAUUUCUAAUGCCAUUGAUGGGAAAAGAGAAAUGUUACUGUUUUAUAACUGACACAUCCACCUUUUUCCUUCAGUUCACUCACGAGUUAUUAGUAAUUGCUAGUUGGUUUAUAUAUUAGCAAAGGAUUAUCAUGUUGUUCCAUAACCCAAACUCCCGUAGGCUUCUGUAGGAAAUUUUUCUUCACAUUACACUGUACAGAUUGAUUUGAAAGACAAGUGACACACCUGCUUCCAGAGCUCUCUGUACUGAAAAGAUAUCACCUGGCAAUCAUUUCAUGCCACAGAAAUUAACAAACAUUUAAUAUUCUGUGUUAUAUACGUAUAAUGAAUGUCUUUGCCUAUUGUCUACACAGACAGGUUUCCACAAACAAAAGUGCCAGAAAUUACUGCACAGACAGCAAGCUGCAUUAUUGGAGAAGAGUUCUAUUUCUACUGAUAAAUAACAACUUUCCAUCUGCUGCAAGUUAUCAAUAGGGUCCAAUGUAUCAUGUAGUAAAGUUCCUCUUAUGGUCUAUGAGAUUUUACUAUUUAUUUUCAUUAUGCAAUGAAAACAGAAGUAAAAAAGUAAAAAAAAAAAAAAAAAAAAAAAAAAAAAGACAAA
Molecule: messenger RNA, 8988 nt
Organism: Myiozetetes cayanensis
Lineage: Eukaryota; Metazoa; Chordata; Aves; Passeriformes; Tyrannidae
Gene: HHIP
Product: hedgehog interacting protein
Exons: 13
Coding region: 434-2527 (697 amino acids)
Source: RefSeq, a predicted model, not a curated record